GCCCGGCCCCGGCUGCGCAGGCGCCGCGGUCCGGGAGUUGUGCCCGCGCCGGGAAGUUGUGCUGGGAGUGCCGCGAGUGCCGAGCCGAGCCCGCCGCCGACCCCGCCAUGUCGGGCUCCUCCAACGUGGCGGCCAUGAAGAAGGUGGUGCAGCAGCUGCGCCUGGAGGCCAGUGUGACCCGCGUGAAGGUUUCUCAAGCUGCAGCUGACUUGAAGCAAUUCUGCCUGCAGAAUGCACAACAUGAUCCCCUACUGACGGGAGUAUCAUCAAGUACAAAUCCAUUCAGACCCCAGAAAGUUUGUUCAUUUUUGUAAUUAUGUGAACUUCUUCAGUAUCUUUCAGUGAUCUUUUAGCAUCUUUUCCUACCUGCUGAUGUGUGUAUGGCAGAGUGCCUCAAGGAGCAGCCUGAAGUCUGUAAAAAAGCUUAGCUUUAACGUGCCAAAUCUAACUCUAAAAGUGCUACUGUCGUCAAACUUCUUACCAUCUACCUCUCCAGAUGAACUGUAUGCUAGUUAUGUACUUCUGUUUCAUACGGGAAUCAGUUUUAUACGCCAAGCAAAAAAUAAAAGUGUCUUGACUUAG
This is a messenger RNA of Serinus canaria (Common canary), 582 nucleotides long. It is a transcript of the gene GNG5, whose product is annotated as G protein subunit gamma 5. Bases 108 to 314 code for a protein of 68 amino acids. Lineage: Eukaryota; Metazoa; Chordata; Aves; Passeriformes; Fringillidae. The transcript is spliced from 3 exons. Gene Ontology annotation, biological process: G protein-coupled receptor signaling pathway. Gene Ontology annotation, cellular component: heterotrimeric G-protein complex. The record is from RefSeq and is a predicted model, not a curated record. Gene Ontology annotation, molecular function: G-protein beta-subunit binding.